GGGGACGGGGAUGGAGAAGAUGGCGGCGGGGCCGUGAUCGCCUCAGGAACCCCCAGGAUGUGGCCGCUCCUCAGGGCUCCGCGGCGCCCGCCCCCGGCUCCCCGCAGGGCUCUGUCCAAGCCGGCCGGGCCGCGAAGCUUCCGCCAGGUGAAGGAGGCUGAGGAGACCGCCCCGAUUUUCCAGUACGUGGGGAAAGCGGCCAAGAGGAAAGAUCGCGUCUUCGUCUGGGGCUUCUGCUACUCGGGAGCUCUGGGCAUCCCCAGCUUCGUGAAGCCCGAUGUGGGCUGGAAGAACCCGCGGAGGAUCCAGUCUACUCCCUACAGGCUGGAGACGGUGGAAAAGAUCUCCUCUGCUGCCUGUGGCUAUGGAUUCACACUGCUGUCCUCUAAAACCCCAGACAUCAUCAAAGUGUGGGGCAUGGGGCUGAACAAGGAUUCCCAGCUUGGAUUCCAGAGAAGCAGAAGAGAUCGAACUAAGGGCUAUGAAUAUGUCUUGGAACCAUCUCCAAUCCCAUUACCACUGGAGAAGCCACAGCAGACUCGAGUCUUGCAGGUGUCCUGUGGGAGAGCCCAUUCCCUGGUCCUGACAGACAGGGAAGGAGUUUUCACCAUGGGAAACAAUUCUUAUGGACAGUGUGGCCGGAAGGUUGUUGAAGAUGAAACUUACAGUGAAAGCCAUCUGAUCCAUCAGCUGAAUGAGUUUGACAGCAGAGUUGUCCAGGUUGUGUGUGGGCAGGACCACAGCCUGUUUAGAACCCAGAAAGGUUCAGUCUAUGCAUGUGGAUGGGGAGCUGAUGGACAAACAGGGCUUGGACACUACAACAUCACCAGUGUUCCCACCAAGCUACGUGGUGACAUUGCAGGAGUAAACAUUAUUCAGGUCUCUUCCUAUGGGGAUUGCUGUCUGGCUGUGUCAGAUGAAGGAGAUGUCUUUGGCUGGGGAAAUUCAGAAUACUUGCAGUUGGCAUCUGUCACAGAAACCACCCAGGUGAAUGUUCCCAGACAUUUGCCUUUCAAGAUUGGGAAGAUCAAGGAGGCUGCCUGUGGAGGAACUGGCAAUCUUGUGCUAACAGAAGAAGGAAAUGUUUUUGUCUGGGGAUAUGGAAUUCUUGGGAAAGGACCAAACCUGCUAGAGACAGCAGUGCCAGAGAUGAUCCCACCCAAUCUUUUUGGCUCCUCAGACCUCAGCCCGGACGCCCGCGUCGCUCACGUUCGCUGUGGGCUCAGCCAUUUUGCAGCCCUCACCAACAGAGGAGAACUGUUUGUAUGGGGCAAGAACCUAAGAGGAUGCCUAGGAACUGGAAGAAAGGAAGACCAGUAUUUCCCAUGGAGGGUGACUGUCCCCGGGGAGGUGGUGGAUGUUGCUUGUGGAGUUGAUCAUAUGGUCAGCAUGGUGAAGUCUUUCACCUAGUGAUGCUGCUGGGCCUCAGCACCCUGAUGAGAAGACUUGCUGCUGACAAACUGCUUGGAAAAGAACCCAUCCCACAAAGCCAAAGAAGAAGUGACUGUGAGCUGGGACAGCCCAAGCAGUGCCUGGGUGUGGUGUCAUCUCUGCAUCAUUGAAAAGCUCUGGCCUGGCUGCAGAAGGAUUUAUGUUCCCUGAGGAGAGUGGAAAUGCAGGGAGUGCUCUGGCUGGUUCAUAAGGAGCUUCCAAAGAGCCUGAAGCCCAUCCCAGAGCUGGUGAAUUCCCUCCAUGUGGAAGGGUGAAGAGCAUCUCCCUCAGGAGGACUGGCAUGGGAUGAAAUCCGUAGCAGAGGCCAUUGAUUUAUGGAUUUAUGGCCACUUCCCUGUCACCAGCUCAGGGCUGUCAGUGUUGGGCUGAGCCAAAUCUGUUUCUCAAAGGAAAGGUUUUCUCUUUUUUGGAAUUAUUCUUUAUGUGGCAUAAACAUCAGGCUGGCUGCUGGAGCCAGCACCAGCUGCACCCUGCCCAGGCUGUGGGAGGGCAGGAGGUGGUGUAGGAGAUGGAGGCAGGAGCAGUGCUCUGCCCCUGGGUGGGAAGGUGUUUUCCCUGAGGACUUGAGAGACUGCACACCCAAAGAACUCCUUUGUUGAGCUGGAAAAGUGAGAACUGGUUUGCAGGGGGCAGUACAGGUAAUUUGAAGAAGGCAGGGAAAGGGGAAGCACAGAGGUGGAAGGCCAGGUGGGCAAUGGGCACAGCCAGUCCAAGCUGCUGAUGGAGGCAGGCUGGAAACAAAGCUUUCUGUGAGCAGGGUUGGUGCUCAGUGGACAUUACUCACUGCUUAUCAGGGACUUUUUUCUUUAUGUGCUGACCCCAAACAUUGCCUUGGAUUUUUUGGGGGAGUCUGUGUACCCCUUCUGCCUCCCCAGGGGUGUGGUGGCUUUGUUCCCAAGGCCCUUGUAAACCAGCCAGGCUUUUUGGCAGUGCCUAGCAGGGAGAGGACUCUGAGCAGGUAAGCAGCAGAGCCUUUUUUCUUGAUGCUUGCUUAGCAGAGAAGUUGUGCUGACCACAUUCGGGACACAGUAACCUGCUGGGGAUGGGAUGGGAUGGAACAGCUGUGUGCCUGGAGCUGCAACUCACCACAUCUCAGGGUGGGAAACUGCCUCCUGGGAAAUACUCCAAAUAUCAGGCAGAGUUGCACCAUUUCACUCUGUGCAGAAUACUGUGUCAAUUAUUUUGGCUAAGUCCUAGCUCAUAUGUUUUUAAUAAAGUGUUUUAUAAAAUCUUUAUCAUUA
This is a messenger RNA of Calypte anna (Anna's hummingbird), 2693 nucleotides long. It is a transcript of the gene RCC1L, whose product is annotated as RCC1 like. Bases 58 to 1410 code for a protein of 450 amino acids. The transcript is spliced from 11 exons. The record is from RefSeq and is a predicted model, not a curated record. Lineage: Eukaryota; Metazoa; Chordata; Aves; Apodiformes; Trochilidae.